UAAAUGAUUUUUGCACUUUUUCCUUACCCGAGUUUUAUGAAUCUUUAUGUCCAGACUAACCAAGAAUUUCCUCAGAAUGGAGUGACUUUGGACCAAAAUAUGUGUCAAUGAGACCUAAAGCAGCACUUAAAUUUUCAGGCUUUGCAGUAUGGCCAGAUUGAUCCAGGAGUGGUACAGAAUGAUCAACCAAUGAGCUAUUACUAUCCUUCAUAUCCAAUGCUACCUCUUAAUUCUGUAACCCAGGAGUUGAACGAGCAGACUAAGACUGAUCUUUCCAAGCAGAAGAGAAGAAAUAGGACAAGAAAGGACUUCCCUCUCCCUCUUGUUCUUAACAAAGAUAGUACUAAUUCGUCUGAUUGCAGUAAACUGCAAAAAGAACCAACAACGAGAGUAAACCAUAAUGAACUGAUGCUUGAUCAAAACUCGCAUUAUGAAGUGCCUUUUAAGAAUCUUGCAAACGAGUUUCGGAAGAGCCAUAAAGGAAGAAAACGCAAGUGCUAUCUUGAGGCUAAGAACGUGAAAGAGUUUAUGCUUGACUUUGUUAAACCUCAAUGGGAAGCUCAUCUCAAGUGUCUCUCUGAUAGGGAAAGAAAUCUGGGAAUCAUGAAUAAGGGUUCUAAAUAUGUAUGGACUCAAUUAUUAAAAGAUAUUCAAAAGUUUUACAGGCUGAUGUUUAGACUAAGGUUCCAUAGAUGAGACAAACGUAAUGAUGGCAACCAGGAGGUCAUCAUAGACUCCAUUUUAGGAGAGCUUGGGAUGAGAUGCAGUGGCUAUGACGCCAAGGAAGUUUUCCAAUACUUUUAUUCAGUACUUACGAAGCUCAGAAAAUCCAAAAAUAGUGAAAGUGAAGAGUUUACGAAAACCUUCACUAAAGUUUUUGAGGACGACUCCAGAGAGAAUAUUGAAGCUUUUAUCAAUCACGAGCUGUCCAGAAAGUUUUUGAAGUUCUUCAUCCUUAAUUUUGGGGAAGAUUAUAUAGAGAGAAUGAAUGGAUCCUUCAAAAAGGAAGUAAGAGAAGCGAUAGGAUAUUUGGCAAACGAGUACGGCCUUCCUAACUCACUUCACUACAAUUACUAAUUUUUCUUGAAAUCUUCUUUAA
Moneuplotes crassus is the source of this 1099-nucleotide messenger RNA. The record is from the annotation of a GenBank genome assembly. NCBI's taxonomy places the organism in Eukaryota, Ciliophora, Spirotrichea, Euplotida, Euplotidae.